Messenger RNA from Mytilus trossulus (common blue mussel), 1911 nucleotides. Its product is annotated as serine protease nudel-like. The coding region runs from base 1 to 1911 and encodes 636 amino acids. Gene Ontology annotation, molecular function: protein binding. The record is from RefSeq and is a predicted model, not a curated record. The transcript has 16 exons. Gene Ontology annotation, cellular component: plasma membrane. Lineage: Eukaryota; Metazoa; Mollusca; Bivalvia; Mytilida; Mytilidae.
AUGGUCACGCUGAAGUGCAAUGGUUUGGUGAUGACGUGUCCGAACCUCGAUGGUCACGCUGAAGUGCAAUGGUUUGGUACAGCACCAGAACCAUGUUUGGAAUUUACCUGUAUGGACACGUCAUGCAUAGACUAUUCUCAGAUGUGUGACGGUCAAUUGGAUUGUCCAUGGCAAGACGAUGAGGCGAUAUGUGGUGCUUGCCCUCCAGGACAUCUUACAUGUUUAUUAGAUGGUGAAUGUGUUCCUGCAUCAAAGGUGUGUGAUGGGAUAGCCAAUUGUAAGGCAGGGGAAGACGAAUAUAUGUGCAUAUCUGGAGACGGAUGUGACGAAUACCCAGGUCAUUUUGCAUGUGAUGGCGCAUGUUAUACCUUAUUUCUUAAAUGUGAUGGAAAAGUUGACUGUGGUACUGGUGAGGACGAGGAAGGAUGCACAGGGUGUAAUGGCAAUUUCCAGUGUACUGAUGGUAGUUGUAUCUCUUUUCUUAAAGAGUGUGAUGGCGUAAUUGAUUGUCCCAGCGGAGAAGAUGAGGGAAGUCAAUGUGAAUGUUUCAAUGGUGGAUUUAGAUGCAUCGGUGGAAAGUGCAUAGACGAUGCGCUAUUUUGUAAUGAAAACCCCGAUUGUCCUGGCCAAGAUGAUGAAAAAGAAGCAAUAUGUGCUCUCACAACGACAACGGUAGCUACAACAACAAAAACAACAACAACAACUCAACCAACAAGUACAACAACACAAUCAACAACUACAACAACAAAACCAACAACACAAUCAAUAACUACAACAACACAACCAACAACAACACAACCUACGACUACAACACUAACUACGACACCACAACCGAUAACAGAGACUUCAACAACAACACUAUCGACAACAGUAGCUGCAACAACACAAUCGACAACAGAACAGAGGACAACUACACAGAUGACAACAACACAGACGGCAAUGAUGUCAAAGGAAUGUGGAUUAGAUAUUAUCAGAGACUAUUUAAAUGGAUGCUCUGGUACAGAACCAUGUUUGGAAUUUACCUGUAUGGAUACGUCAUGCAUAGACUAUUCUCAGGUGUGUGACGGUCAUUUAAACUGUCCAUGGCAAGACGAUGAGUCGAUAUGUGGUACGGGUGCUUGCCCUUCAGGAUAUCUUACCUGUUUAUUAGAUGGUGCAUGUGUACAUGCAUCAAAGGUAUGCGAUGACAUAGCCGACUGUAAAGUAGGAGAAGACGAAUAUACGUGCACAUCUGGAGACGGAUGUGACGAAUACCCAGGUCACUUUGCAUGUGAUGGCGCAUGUUAUACCUUAUUUCUUAAAUGUGAUGGAAAAGUUGACUGUGGUACUGGUGAGGACGAGGAAGGAUGCACAGGGUGUAAUGCUAAUUUCCAGUGUAAUGAUGGUAGUUGUAUCUCUUUUCUUAAAGAGUGUGAUGACGUUAUUGAUUGUCCCAACGGAGAAGAUGAGGGAAGUCAAUGUCUAUGUUCUGGAUUUAGAUGCAUCGGUGGAACGUGCAUAGACAGUGCGUUGGUUUGCAAUGAAAACCCUGAUUGUCCUGCCCAAGAUGACGAAACAGAAGCAGCAUGUGCUCUCACAACACAACAUGUCACAACAACAGUAGCUACAACAACAACUCAACCUACCACAACAACUCAAUCGACGACAACAACACUACCCACGACAACAACACUACCCACAACAACAACACUACCCACAACAACAACACUACCAACAACAACAACACUACCGACAACAGAACAGAGGACAACUACACAGAUGACAACAACACAGACUACAACAAAGACAAAAGAAUGUGGAUUAGAUAUUAUCAGAGACUUCUUAAACGGAUGCUCGGGUGCAGCUAGUGUUGGAUUCAGCAUCAUGGUGUUUGGACUGUGUUUAGUUGGGUCGUUAUAUGUGAUUACUUGA